This is a messenger RNA of Puntigrus tetrazona (Sumatra barb), 5370 nucleotides long. RefSeq names its product centrosomal protein 112 (gene cep112). The record is from RefSeq and is a predicted model, not a curated record. The coding region runs from base 209 to 3304 and encodes 1031 amino acids. The transcript has 27 exons. Lineage: Eukaryota; Metazoa; Chordata; Actinopteri; Cypriniformes; Cyprinidae.
UUGGGAGCGUAAAGUAGUAGCAACAAGUGGAGCAACAGCGCACAAUCACAGCUGCAGAUGACACCACACGAAGAAAUUAUUAUUAUUAUUCAAAAUGAUUUAGCGCCCAACAAAUAUUUACCGUAGACUUACGUUUUCGAUAAUACUUACGUUUACAUUGGCACUUUGUAAAACGUUAAGCCGUAGUAGCGCUCGUCAAUAUUUCUGAAUGAGUUCUGCUAACCGGAGCAACAUGAGUGAUCAGGACUGUUUUGGCAUUCUGGACUCUGAGUUUGAUCAUUACCUAGUGGACAUGAAACCAUAUGUGCUUAAGCUUACCGACAAGACAGAGCGGCAGCGGUGUGCACUGUGGGUUAAAACGCUGUGCGAUCCUGAGAUCUGUGGCUCUGGACUGACUGGAAGAAAAAACCGUAACAUGUACGCCCGGCUUCUUCUGCACAUGCUCAGAAAAGGAGUUUUGGACGGUCCCUUCACCCACAAACCCGAAGCAGGCAGCCUCAAGACUUUACCUACGUACACGUCUAUUUAUUUCGAUGAGCCUUUGCUGGCAAAGUCGAAGGAGCGGGGAUCUGCAGUGCUGCUGGACUGGGUCUCCGGGGAGUUGGGUCAGACCGAUGGCUCUUGGUCCACCUCACCCCUCUCAAACACGCACAGGAAGAGGAGUUUGUUCAAUGAGAAGUCACCAACCAGACCCCUGUCCUCAAGUCCCAUCAAACGCGACAUCAAAGACGAUGUCAAAAUGGCAGAGGCACGCAGGAGGCUGCCCAUCUCCUCCGAUGAUAGUGACUUUGAGGCUCGCUUUAACAGCUGGAACCUGGGGAUAGAAAACCCCAGAUAUCUGCGCGAGAACCCUGUCCCACUGUCUCCGAUUUACAACAAAUCAAGUCUUGGAAAAAACAGCACCCUUUACGACGAGGCAGCCCCAGUGAAAGCUGAUAAGGAGAUUGAGGUGAGGACUAAAGUCUUGGAGGCCAAACAUCAAGAGGAUACACUGAGGAUGCAGCAGAAACAUGACGCAGAGAUUCAGAAGAUUUUGGACCGCAAGAAUGGUGAAAUUGACGAGCUUAAGAGUGUGUAUCGUGGGAAGCAGAAGGAGGCGGAGGAGACAAUUCGGAGGCUAGAGAAGAGAGUUCAAAGCCUGCUGCGAGAGUCCCAGGUCAUCCGACAGACCAAAGAGAAACAGAUCAGCGAGCUGAAGAAAAUGUCUGAUCAAAGUGCUGAAUCUCUGAAAAACGAAUGGGAGAAGAAGCUGCAUGCUGCAGUGGCGGAGAUGGAACAAGAAAAAUUCGACCUGCAGAAGAAACACACAGACAACAUCCAGGAGCUGCUGGAGGACACCAAUCGGCGGCUCGCAAAGAUGGAGGCCGAGUACAGCAGCCAGACGCAGGCCACAGAGCAGAUAUUGCACGAGCUAGAGACCCGGGUGAAGCAGCUCUCAGUGGAGGUGGAAAAUGGGAACCUGCUCCGGCAGAAGGUCACACAGGAGAAAGCCGAGUUAGAGAUUCAUAUCGCCUCCAUCAGCGCUGAGCUUCAAGAGGCUAACCACAGGAACGUAUCCCUGCAGAAGGAGAUGGAGCAGAUGAAAGUACAGCGUGAAGAUGCUCUGCAAAAACUUCAGGCCAGGCAUAACGCUGACAUGAACCACUUCCAGCAGGAGCAUGCCCUAUCUGCAGCCAAGGCAUCAGAAGUGAUUGAAGAUUUGGAACAGACUGCGAUUCACCUCAAACAGCAGAUGCAGGAAGUUGAAAACAGGAGACAGAAACAGCUCAGGGACCGAGAGAAUAAGAUGCAGCAAGAGAUAACAGACCUACAGAAUAUCGCUGACAAAAAGCUGCAGACACUUCAGGCCGAGCUGGAAAAAGAGAGAGUCGACAGCAAGAGGAAGAUGAGCAAGAUGGAGGACUCACUCAGGGAUAAAGAGGAGCAGCUCCUUCGUCUUCGGGACAGUCAGAGGCUUCAGGCCCAGCAGGCUGAGAGUGCACUGGAGAACUUUAAGAAGCAGGUGGAGCUCAGCUCAGAGAAGACCUACGCUGACAUGAAGCAACAGAUGGAGAAAGUAGAGGCUGAUCUGAUUCGCACUAAAUCUCUACGAGAGAAACAGACGAAAGAGUUCAGUUACCAGUUGGAGGAGCUGCAGCGAAGAUACGAGCAGCAGAUUGUGGAACUGAAACUGCAGCAUGAACAGGAGCGGACGCACCUACUCCAGACACACAAUGCCGAGAAGGACAGCCUGGUCCAGGACCACCAGCGGGAAAUCGAUAGUUUGGACAAGCAGACGAGGGCCGCCAUGGUCCAGCAGCGAACGCAAACCCAGGAGUGGAGAAAGCGCGAUGCUCAGACCAUCUCCGAUCUGGAGGCCCAGGUGCGUUCUCUGAGGAAGGAGCUGUUGGCAGCCCACAGUCAGAGGAAACAGCAGCUGACGGAGUUGGGUGUGCUGCGUGAGGAGGAGCGACAGCGGGCCGCUCAGGACCAGCAGGCAGCUCUGGACCGUCUGAGGGCAGAAAUGGAUCAGGUGCGGCAGGACCUGGAACGAACCCACAAAGCUGAAAGAGAGCUGGCCCAAGAGAAGACCAACAGCAGGUUGAAGCAUCUUGAGAAGGAAUAUAAUCAGAAGCUGGCCAAGUCUGCACAGGUGAUAGCUGAGCUGCAGACAUCUCUGAGCGGAGUCAAGGAAGACAGCCGGCAGACGCAGGAGAGCCUGGAGCGACGGCUGCAGGAAGCACAGGGCCGUUGGGACGAGGAGAGGAGACAGAUCAACAGAGAUGCCGACCAAACCAACAAGGUUCUUCAAGAACGUGUGGAGACUCUACAGAGACAGCUGCAUGCCAUUGAGAAGAAGUUGAUGAGCCGCGAGUUGGAAUACCAGGAGCAGAUCACACGUGUCCGUCAGGAGUGCGAGUCGAAGAUCAAAGGCUUGAUUCCCGCAGAGCUGCAGCAGGAGCUGGAGGACACCAUCACCUCACUGAAGUCACAGGUCAGCUUCCUGCAGAAGAGAGCAUCGGUCUUACAGGAGCAGCUAGACGCUAGUCAGAUCGGAAGAAGAGUAAACCAGCUUCACGUAGCUACCAAGUUCCUGACAGCGUCCCACUGCUGCUAUCACCUCAAAGGCCAUUCCAGGACGAAAUUCAAGUUUAUUUUCCUUAAAUCUCCCAUUUCUAACAAGAUCCUCUUAAAAGCCCAUAACAAGCAGCUGAAUUGUUGCUCUCUUCAUCUGGAGGGGUGUAAGACACCAUGUCUAACUUCAAAGUCCAUCUUAACGCCACACUUUAAUUGUAUCUACUCCAGCACCCUGCAUGCCAUCUGAUUCUGCUGACUGCACUUACUGCACUUACACUAAGAGGUCUUUCUCUUUUUGGGUCCGGUCAGCCUUUCUUUUGACUCACGAGGCUUAGUUCACCCAUAAAAAAAAAAAAAAAAAAAAUCUGUCAUUAUUUGCUCACUUUUAUGUCGUUCCAAACCAGUAUGACGUUCUGUGGAACACAAAAGGAGAAAUUCAGGCCGAAUCAACCCAUGCUUUUAAAAGCGAUGUAUUGCAAUAUUGCAUUAAUAAAAUAUUGCAUUCGACGUACGAAACGUAAAAAUGCCGUGUUUGUCAAAAGUUGUUAGCAUGGUUGAUUUGGAUCAUCAAAGGUCAACAGUAAAUACAUAGAGGAUAUUUUGGUGUUUUAACAGGUUUAAUUAUCACAUCGUUUUCUCGGUUUACAUUUCAUUGAUUUUAUUCAUUUUGACAAAUACCGAAUCUGUUUUGCUCCACUUGAUAUCAAAAAAUAUCAAUAUCAAAUGUUUUUAAGCUAUUUUAUGAUUCGCUGGGUCACUUUGUGUUAAGAAAUUCUGCUUAAUGUCUCCUUUUGCAAACGCUGCAUGUGUUCGGAAAGAGCUAUGUCAAAUAAAUGACGAGAGAACUUUAUUUUCUUGAUGCGCUGUGCCUUUAAAGAUAUUGUCCCAAACUGGUCUUGUUUAUUUGCCUAAGCCAUGAUUUCCUCCAAAAGCAUGGUCAUUGUCCCAUGUGUGCCAUGCAAAUCAUGAUCUGCUUCGUUUUCUUUGGCCUCCCUGCAUCCAUGCCUUCCUCCUCCUCGUCACACUCACAUCAGACAUUCGCAAAGUGGACAUUCACACUUCACUCCUGGUGGACGUCUGUGAUAAUUGCCAUAAGCCUCCUACUUGCUUUCAUUUUCCAUUGUUCUCCCUAAAGUCUUUGCUCUGGCUUGUGAUAAAGGGAUAAUCACUUCAAAGCGAACUGCUGAGAGUUUAGCCCUGAGCUGAAAGAGCAGGCAGACAAUACAGUCAUUGAGAGCAGUUACUGAUCACAGCGUUCAUCGCGGAGCAGCAGACGCUCGCAGACGCACUCGCUUUAGCAGCUUCAAAAUGAAUACUCAGCAACUACCAAACAGGAAUAAAAAACUGGUUCUGGCCAUUGGCUGUCAACUUUAUAAGGCGCUUAUAAAGUGUGCGCAGGUUCCGGUAAAUAUCCAACAAUGACGUUUCCUUUAGGAAGAUCAUUAUUAAGCAGGUUGGGUAUGAUCAGUAAUAGGCCAUUGCACAUCAAGCUAGAUUGCAGUGUCCAACGAUAUGCAUGCAUGUCUUUGACCCUGCAAAUGGCACAUCCUGGAUGAUUAUGCCCGGACAAUGACUUCCUGCUCUCAUUAGAAUUAGAAUAGAGCAUUGCAAAAUAAGUCUCAUUUGUGGACUGUUGCCACUGUAGACAUAACAUUUGAUUAUUGAGAACAAGAUUUCCUCUGAAGAUAAGGCAAGUGAGUAAAAAUGUGUCUUAGAAAUUAUUUUCUCGAAUGUACUUGAUGUUCUGCUCGCCGCAGUAUGACAGCGAUGUACACAAAGCUUCACAUCUGCUCUUUAAAUUCAUCUCAUUUAGCACUAAUGCAUGUAUUUUAUAAUAUCCUGCUUCUUAAAGUGAAUGUAGAACAUCAAAGGAAGCGCUCAAGCCUUUGAAGUAUCAUGAGUGGAAUCAGUGGAACGUCCUCCCUCACUAGUUCAAAAUGCAGGACAAGCUUUUCUGGUAGUUUCACUUUUUUUUAGUUGAGAAGGACUUUUAACUAUACUGCUACUGUAAAGUAACCUACUUGGAACUUCUGUGGCAUUUUAACUAACCCCGUCAUGUCUUAAAGCGGUAGUUCAUGAAAGGUUUGUAAUCUUUUAGCCAGCAUGUUGUUCAAAACCUGUAUUCGGAGGAACAAAAAAUAUAUAUAUUUUGAAGACUGCUGAACACCAUUGUCUUUCGUUGUGUAGGAAAAAACGAGACACAUUUUUCUAAAUAUCUACUUUUAUAUUAUAGCCACUUUGGAAUGAGUGAAAAAACUGAGUGAAUGAUGACAUCAUUUUUAUUUUGGGGUAAACUUUUCCUUUAAAAGUCAA